AUGGGCAGAAAGUUCUUCGUCGGUGGUAACUGGAAAUGCAAUGGAACCACUGAAGAGGUGAAGAAAAUUGUGGGUACUUUGAACGAAGCUAAAGUCCCCGGGGAAGAUGUUGUUGAAGUUGUUGUGAGCCCCCCUUAUGUGUUCCUUACCUUCGUGAAAAGUUUACUUCGCUCUGACUUCCAUGUUGCUGCUCAAAACAGUUGGGUUCGCAAAGGUGGUGCUUAUACCGGGGAGAUUAGUGCUGAGAUGCUUGUAAAUUUGGAUAUCCCUUGGGUUAUUCUUGGCCACUCCGAGCGAAGGCAGCUUCUAAAUGAAACAAAUGAGUUUGUGGGAGACAAAGUUGCAUAUGCACUCUCACUAGGGAGGAAAGUUAUCGCUUGCAUUGGGGAGACUCUUGAGCAACGUGAAGCUGGUACUACUCUUGCUGUUGUUUCUGAGCAAACAAAGGCAAUUGCAGAGAAAGUAUCAAACUGGGAUAAUGUUGUUUUGGCCUAUGAGCCAGUUUGGGCCAUUGGAACAGGAAAGGUUGCAACUCCUGCUCAGGCACAAGAGGUCCAUGCUGCUUUAAGGAAAUGGGUUCACGACACCGUCGGUGCUGAAGUUGCUACCUCUCUAAGAAUCAUCUAUGGAGGCUCUGUAAAUGGAGGAAACAGCAAAGAAUUGGCAUCACAGCCUGACAUUGAUGGAUUUUUGGUUGGUGGUGCUUCCUUGAAGCCGGAGUUCGUUGACAUCAUCAACUCCGCCACUGUGAAGAAGAACUGA
Messenger RNA from Lathyrus sativus (Indian pea), 762 nucleotides. Lineage: Eukaryota; Viridiplantae; Streptophyta; Magnoliopsida; Fabales; Fabaceae. The record is from the annotation of a GenBank genome assembly.